UGUAGUCGAACACAGGUACCAUGCCGGGUCAAGCAAGGCAGCGUAACCAUGACAGCCGUGUUGUUGGCGGUGCUAAAUGCCAGUAGCAAAGGCGCUCACAUAACCGCAGAUAGCAUCGCAUUAACCCGUUGAAAGUGCAAGCCGAUAAGAUGGGUGACCGCCAAACAUACUUUUUACACGCAUCAAUGACAGGAAGUGAGUUUUUGUGGAAAUAGCGACGCUGCUCGGGCCAUGUUAGCUAAGCCGCAAAGUGUAUCUGCUACCUAACGUUGUCUUCCGCGUUUGGAAGCCAGGUUUGCACUUUUGUGCAAAUGUUUCGUUUAUUUCUACACUUGAGCAGUCCCAUGAGGGUUCAAGAUGCGGGGGCGAGGAGGCGAGGAGAGGGCGUGAGCCUUUAGACUGGGAGGGUAGGAGAAUGAUUUCACGUUACAACAGGAAACCUGUAUCGCACAAGCUAGAGAUCCGUGGCCUGUCUCGCAGCAGCCUCGACCACCACCCUCUCCCGGAGGAGGCAGACAGCCAGACCCCUCACUGCCCCCUCGAUGACGUGGAUGAGGCCGUCUCCGUCCGCAUCAGUUCUGAGACAUCGGGUGCUUCCAGCCCCUCUGACUGUUCCACUGUCAUUUCUGUGGGCUCCAGCCGGUCUUGGUCGGGCAUCCACAGCUCCACAGGCACCGGCGUAUCCACAGAGAGGAGUUCCGUCUUUUCAUGGGGCUACGAUGAAUUCGACAAGGCGGCUUCCCGCCAAGUGCAGCAAAUGUUUGAUGAGAUCGACAAAGAGCUGUAUGAAGGUCGAGGCAGUGGGAGAGGAAUACUCCCGGGACUGCAGGAGGAGUGUCAGGAGUGGGCCACGCGCUUCCCUCAUCUGCGAAUCCUGGGCACUCAAUUGGUGUGUCCCGGCGAUGAGGGCUUCCAGUGGUACGCGACCUCAGGGACGGUCGGCAGCAACAUCGGUCUUCGCCCGUCCGCGGCCCAACAGGCCGUCGGGAGGCCAAGUGAGAAAGAUGACAACAGUACAGAGUUGAACGUGCUCGGCCGCAGCGCGGCAGUGCUCAAGUCCAACUCAGCAGAACAAAACGGGCCGUUAAGCGGCUCCAGACCCAAAGUGAUCGAGGUGGAGGGCCACAUGGAGGAGUACCUGGCCUUCGACCGCAUCAGCCUGAAGUCGAGGGGCUCAAAGCGCAAGUCCCGCCAGAAGCCCCCAAAGCAGAAAAGGCCGUCCAGUGCGGGCCGGGCCUUGAUCGGAGGCGUCCAGAAGAACCUGAAUGACCUCAUCAUGAUCCACAGCAUCCCGCUGCAACAGAGGAACCUGGCCGCGCUGGACAGAACUCAGUGCGAAUUACAGGAGUCGGAGGAGCGCGGCCCUCUCAGAUCGGGUUCGGGCGUGGCGCCCGCCGGCAGACCCCGCCCUCGCGGGGUCCUGGAGCAGAGCUCGUCCUCGCUGACCCGCCCGCCUCAUUCGGCCCGCCGUAGAAACCUGGCACCCCGCACGCUCCAGCCCCUCGUUCCCAGUCCGAGCCAGCCCAACGCGGCCGGAUCGAUGGAUGAGGUCAUCCGGGGUACACGGCUACCCACUGCCAGUGACCGCCUGAUGUCUCCAUUAUUUGCACUGAGCAGAAACACGCUCCUGCCGCCCAUUGGCGCCGGAGACACAGAGCAGUCCAAAACCGCUCAGCGCCACAAAGGCCCAUCCAGCCGGGCCCACAGCGCCCUAAACGAUGAGGUCGCCCCUUCAAUUCCGAGGGAUCGCCUUUUCCCGUUGGAUGUCUUCUCCCGGCCCAACACCACACACACAUACAGGUCAGACACCCCUUACCGGCGCUCCUUCACUGUGCUGGACAACAUCGGACAGGGGAGGCCUGGCAGAGCCUCGGUUGCCACAGACUCCCUCGGGAUCGGCGUGACCGGCAUCAGCCUUGGGAUCGGCAGCUCCUCUUUCCUGGACUCAUUUUCCCACCAGCCACUGGGCCGCUGGCCAAUCAGGGACGAGGACGAGGAGACGGACUUUCAAGCCUCGCACCCCAACCAAAGCAGCCCAUGCGUAAUAAAGAUCCAGGACAUUUGUAACGCUCUUACCUUGGUUCCUCACCAAGACUCCCUCGGGAUCGGCGUGACCGGCAUCAGCCUUGGGAUCGGCAGCUCCUCUUUCCUGGACUCAUUUUCCCACCAGCCACUGGGCCGCUGGCCAAUCAGGGACGAGGACGAGGAGACGGACUUUCAAGCCUCGCACCCAGGUCCGUUGGUGCCCGUGUCCGGCACAUCUCGUUCUCACAGUCGGGGGGGCAUCGCAUCACGACACAGCAGACCAGGACUGUAAACUGGUGGCUUCAAAUUGUCUCCAUGCACUUUAGUCUUUCUUCUCGAUACUGGACAGAUGCAGCGCACAGCAAAGUGCCCACACUUUUUUUUUUUUGUUCUUUUACAGAAACGUUUCAUACUGUUCAUGUGCCGCUUUGUUAAAAAUCUAUUUUUGUAUUUCAAAUCAGCUUCUGCCAAAAGAAGAACACUCUGAGCUGGUUUUGGAGUUCUUAUUUUAA
This is a messenger RNA of Hippocampus comes (tiger tail seahorse), 2537 nucleotides long. RefSeq names its product family with sequence similarity 149 member B1 (gene fam149b1). The record is from RefSeq and is a predicted model, not a curated record. Gene Ontology annotation, biological process: protein localization to cilium; cilium assembly. Bases 416 to 2317 code for a protein of 633 amino acids. The transcript is spliced from 15 exons. NCBI's taxonomy places the organism in Eukaryota, Metazoa, Chordata, Actinopteri, Syngnathiformes, Syngnathidae.